AUGGCAAGCGUGGUUCUUUGGCAGGCUCUGUUGCUGCCCGCAGCUCAUGGUGUCAGUCGCAACCCGGGACUGGGCCCAUAUGUUGAUGGGAUUGGGCACGUGAUGAUGACGCCUGUGGAGUUGCAGCUCUUGUUUCGCUACUUGCGAUCUGCAAGAACUUUUUUUGAGUUCGGCAUGGGGGCAUCCACACUGCACAUCGCCAACAACAGCCGGCAUCUUGACAUGAUGAUCUCGGUAGAUCUUGACAAGCGCUGGGUCCAUCGAGUACGGAGGCAUGAGUGGCUCCGCAAUGGAACGCUACCCCAGAAGAUCAUCUUGUCGACUGUGGACCUUGCCGCAGUCUCCGCAUUCGGAUUUCCGAUUCAGAACAUGAGCCGCUGCAAGCAUGCGCAACUGCUGAGCAGCCGCCGGUUUGUCGAACCCCGCGUGGCGGAAUGCAGAGCCAUGGAGUCGGUUGGGCUGCGCAGCUCAUGGCCUGGCUUCAGCCAAGCUGUGUUGAGUGCUGCACAGCGCCAUCGACGUGGCUGGGAUGUUGUUCUGGUUGACUCUAGAUUCCGCACGGCUUGCGCAUUGAAAAGUCUGUCGGCGAUCAGGCAGACAGAGAUUCAAAGGUCUGUGGUCAUGGUUCAUGACUACGCUGCACGGCAGCAUCUGUAUGGCGAGAUUCGACGCUUUGCACACCUGGAGGUGAUGGUCGAGAAUCUUGCCGUGUUCCGUAAGAAGCACGAUGUCGACCCUGCCGCGCUGCGGCUUGCAAUCCAACUCCAUGAGUAUAAGACGACCGGUUACGAGCCCUCCGACAUCCCUGUGAACUUUGCGCUGGGACGCUUCCGUUGCUUCCGUGCCAUCAGCGAGAGCACGGCAGCCAUCGGCAGAUGCGAAGAAAGACUCCAAGGCAUGUGGCGGCCGUCAGAGGCCUUAGACAAUGUGGAAUUGCACGACUGUGGCGUGCGAUGGUGGCAUUGCUACUUCGUUUGUGGCGGUGCUGCUGGAAGCUACGGCUUGCAUUGGCGGUCGCCGGAUGGUCUUCGGCACGGGGAAGGCCCCUUUGCUGCAGUCAUGGUCUAUCCAGGCUUUCUGCCGAAACCGCGUGACGAGCCUCUCCCUGAGGAAGAGUGCUUCCAGGGUCGUAUUGGCUUCGGUGUGGCCGACGACCUCUUGGACUGGGUGGACUGGAGGCGUGCGCUCGUCCUUGGCCACGGAGCCUUCGCCGUGGAGACUGCACGAACUGCGGCAGAGGCGGGAGCAGCUUACGUGACUAUCGUUUGCCGAAGGCGCAAUUUGGUCCUGCCACGUGUCGUCUCUUGGUUGGUGGAUGGCAGCCGACCCGGUGGAGAGUUGGACAUGGAUGCUGUGCUGCGCCUCGCACAGCCCAUGUAUGACCUCCUUGGCUGGUCUGCUGAGCGCAAGGAGGAAGCACUGAGCAGGAGCAUGCUUCCAGAUGCAAGAGGGCGCAUCAUGUCGCAAUCCAAUCCAGCCAUCUCAGACGUCUACUUUCUCUUGCAGGCGCUUGGAGUGUUGGAGGUGGUCGUGGGCCGCCUCACUGAGAUGCUGCCCUGCGGUGCGAGGCUCCAGGUGGCAGACGGACCUUCCCGCACCGUGGAGUGCAACGUGGUGGUGAAAUGCCUGGGCUGGGAUCACUCCGCGCACAGCGCGUUGAAUCGGGGCCUGCAGGUGCAGAGCCUCCGAGGUUUCUGGAUCAACGGCGAUGCACGGCGCUUCGUCUUCAAGUUCUCCUCCCGGACUGAUGGCGCCAGGAGUCUCGCCACCCUUUCCUUCUUCAUCCAACUGCAGAACGCCCACGAGGCUUUCUUCCACUUUCUGCAAAGGCCCGAAGACCUGGAAGACGUGAUCAGCGGACUGCCGACGUCGCCGAGUCUGGCCGAGGACCUGGGUUCAACGUUCGUUGGUCAAGCGCUGCUGGCAUUGGGGCGAGGUGUCCCAGAGCUGGCCGCAUCUCAGCGACAUGUGGGUGAGACGAAGGCUGCCCGCAUUCUGGAAGUACAUCCGCCGAAGCAGUUCCACGAGGAGCUCCGGCAGGAGUGGCGGCAGUACCAGCAGCAACUGCGCCCAGGGUCGCCAGAGCUGCCCUACCCGUACUCAACCGAGGAUGUCGAAAAUCUGCUUGCCGAGACCCAACAGAGAUCAGCGUCUGCUCAGGCUCAGCCUGGGGAUCGACGCAUGUCGCAGGCGCCGCAGGCCCUCAUCCGAGCGCCCGUCCUGCUGUCGCAGCAGGCGCUGGAGGCCGCCAUCCUCAGUGCCGCGACGGCCGCGCUGGGCGAGGGUGUCGAGCUGUCGGCAGACACACCGCUUCUGGACCUGGGUUUGGAUUCCCUGGCGCAGAUAGACCUGCGGCAGGCCCUGGCACGCCGGCUCGGGGAUCCGGCGUCGCGGUUGCUCUCAGCCUCCCUUCUCUUCGACUACCCGACUGCCCGAAGUUUGGCAAAACGCCUCAUGGCCCAGCUGCAUCCAGACGUGCCGCGCUUGAAGGACUCUCCCGCCAGCUCGGCGACAGCGCCCGCGAUCCCAGCAGCCUCCAGCGAGCAGCAACCCGCCAGCAGUGGGUCUUCACACAGUCCGGUGGAGGGACAGCAGACACCACCGGAGGUGACGACGUCCGAUCACUGGGAUCCCAAGGUGCUGUCCGCAGCGGGCUGGUCGGAGGGCCGCCCCUGCCGGCUCCUCUUCCUGCACGGCGCGCGGUCCGACGCGGCCACAACGCGCCGCUUCUUGGAGGUCACGUCUUGGUCCAGCCUGAAGCGGCGGGAGGGCUCACAGGUGCCCUUGUUUGAGAUGGCUUUGGUUGACGCGCCCCAUGCGGACGUGGCAGACGCCGAGCUCUUCGAGAGCGCAGUUCGCGCAGGCUGGUAUGACCCCGAAGGCACCUACCGGCAAUGGUGCCUGCCCCGCGAGGAAGGCCAGCAGUGGCAGUGGAUGCAAAGCUUGUCAUUGAUUUCGCAUGUUUGGCGAAACUGGGGGCCCUUCGAUGGCAUCGCUGGACUUUGCGAGGGCGCCUCCGCAGCAGCCCUGGCAGUGCUGUCCGGCCACCUGGCGCCACCUCCCCGGCUGCUGAUUUCCAUAGGCGGCUACGCGGCCCCGGAUCCGCAGAGCAGCUCGUAUCGCCAAGCUGCAGGUGUUCCUUCCUUCCACUUCGUGGGGAUGGAGGAGGACGCAGCAGCACGGGCCUUUCCGGGCCUUCCCUGCUGGGACGGUGCCCUGAAGGAAAGGAUGGACAUUGAGGGCAGCCACCGGCUUCCCGAGUUGCGCGACGCCGCUGCCGCAUCCCUUCGCAGGUUUGUGGCGGCGGCUCAAGGGGAGGCCAAUGACCGGCCAGAAAGGUCCGUGGAGCCAGAGCCUCCGGAAGCGACCUUCAUGGACCAUCGGCGGCUGCAAGUCGAAAUCAUUCGAGCGAUUGCGCGGGUGCGCCCGGCCUCGCGCACCGCGCUGCAGGCGGCCGCGGACCGGCUCCAAUCCAGGACCCAGACGGCUGCAGACGAAGAGCUCUUGAUGUCCAAUCUGGCUACGCUGGGCGUUGCGUCUUUGGAGUGGAUGCUCCUGCGCCAGAGCCUUCUGCAUCUGCUGCCAGGUGUUCCGAUACCAGCACAGCUGCUUUUCGACGCACCGUCCAUCGCGGAGCUGUCACAGCAGCUGCAGCGGCUUCAAUGCCGCACUGGUCCGGAGGCGGUCCCGGACAGUGUGGCCCCACAACGACCCGAGGUCGCCUCACAGCCAGACGACGACCCCCCGGCAGGGACACCUGCGACAGUCCACCCGACUGCCGUGCUGCGUGGAGAUGUGACCAUAGGUGAAGGUUGUGUGAUUGGAGAACACGCCAUUGUCGGCCCUCGGGUGCGCCUGGGCGCGCGCUGCCGCAUCGCAGCCAUGGCCAUUGUGGAGGAAGAUGUGACGCUGGGCGAGGACUGUGAGGUCAGCCCACGGGCCCUCCUCCGCGGGCCGCUGUCGGCGGGAAGGCGAAACCGCUUCGACGAGGGUUGCCUCAUCGGCUGUCACAGCUCACACUUGGGAGCUGUUCGAAACGGAUGUGUCCGCAUCGGUGAUGGGUGCCUUUUCGAGCUCAGCUCUGCUGUGCUUGCGCCAAGAGGUUUGAACGGACAGCCGGGGGUCACACACAUCGGGAAUGGUGUGGUUGUCCACUUGAAGGCUGAAGUCUCCCACGACAGCGUCUUGGAAGAUGGCGUCUUCCUGAACGGAGAGCUAUCCGGCUUUUGCCAUCUCAUGGCGGGGGCCAAGGUUGCCAAAGGCGCCAUCCUGCAUCAGUUCACAACGGUUGGUACCAGUUCGUUCUGUGCCAUGAUGACAAAGGUGCGUCACGAUGUCCUUCCCUUCUGCGUCCUGGAUGACGUGCUGCUUGUUGAUCGAGUCGCGCUGAGUCGGCAAGGCAAAUCUGCAGAGGAGGCCGAGGAGUUGGAUCAGUUCUACACUCGCCACUUCUCGUCACAGGCCGCACCUUACAUCCAGUCCAUAGACAGCCUGCUUCCAGAGGACACCAAAGGGCCCUGGUUCGGUGCAGAGAUUCAGCGCUUCUUCCGUAUCCGGUCGCAGAUGCGGGACCGCCGCCCCCUGGCCCGAUAUGGCGUCGCACCUGAGCCACGAGCGCCGACAUGA
Molecule: messenger RNA, 4626 nt
Organism: Symbiodinium natans
Lineage: Eukaryota; Dinophyceae; Suessiales; Symbiodiniaceae
Source: the annotation of a GenBank genome assembly